This is a messenger RNA of Phascolarctos cinereus (koala), 6941 nucleotides long. It is a transcript of the gene TBC1D30, whose product is annotated as TBC1 domain family member 30. Gene Ontology annotation, cellular component: endoplasmic reticulum. The record is from RefSeq and is a predicted model, not a curated record. Lineage: Eukaryota; Metazoa; Chordata; Mammalia; Diprotodontia; Phascolarctidae.
CCAGGUAACCGGGUGGUGUGGAGAGCUCUCACUCCUAUUCGGCGCCCAGAUCAAGGAGGGCGUCUACCUUCGCGGGCUCGGAGGCGGUCACUUCAGGGAUCUCGAGCUAGUGGACGCUUAGAGCUCCCCCAGCCGGGGGAUGUGGCAUCGGCUCGACCCGGAACUGUCCGGCCGGCGGGAGCCCAGAACGCUGCAUGGGCCAGAGGAGCCGCAGGCGCCCAGGCAAGCUCGCCAGUGCGGGGAAAGGAGGAGGACGCGGGCGCCCCAGGGACAUGACAGCUUCUUCUCGAGACCCCAAGGACCAGGAGCUCUCGGGAACUGAGAUCGGCGGGGCAGGGGUGCGGGAGCAGAGGAAGACCCUGGAUGAGGAAAAGGAGGAGGAGGAGGAGGAGGAGAAAACUUCAUCACUCUCUCGGGACCCACUGUCCCGAGGGGCGCAGUUACUACGCGCGGGGAGAACUAGCGGGGACAAGGACAGUACGGAGUGGGAGGAGGAUCCCGAGCAGCGUCCACCCCCGUGGGGGAGGUCGAGCAGCAGCACGGCGUCCCUGGUGAGCGGGCUGCUCACUGAGCUGUAUAGCUGCCCAGAGGAGGACGAUGGGUUGGGGGGCAACUGGGGCCGGGGACGCGGGGGACGACAGGACAGCGUGGACAGUUCCACCGAGGCCUCGGGCGGCUCCGACGCCUUCCUAGGCGGCCGCGUCCUGCAGGAGCUGCUGAAGAGGCAGAGCCAGAGGCACCAGCUCCAGUACCUGGGGCAGAAAGAUAUUGGUGAACUGAAGGCAACUCUUCGAGAGCUGACGUAUAGCAUCGCUCUUCAAUCGGCAAAGUUGCUUCGUCACCUGAAGCAAAAAGAUCGGCUUCAGCACAAAGUGCAGCAGAACUGUGACAUCGUGACGGCGUGCUUACAAGCUGUGUCCCAGAAGAGAAGGGUUGACACGAAGUUGAAGUUCACUCUUGAGCCAUCUUUAGGUCAAAAUGGCUUUCAGCAGUGGUAUGAUGCUCUCAAGGCUGUAGCCAGACUUUCAACUGGAAUACCAAAGGAAUGGAGAAGAAAGGUUUGGUUGACCUUGGCAGACCACUACUUGCACAGUAUAGCCAUUGACUGGGAUAAAACCAUGCGCUUCACUUUCAAUGAAAGAAGUAACCCUGAUGAUGAUUCCAUGGGAAUUCAGAUAGUAAAGGAUCUUCAUCGAACAGGCUGCAGCUCAUACUGUGGCCAGGAGGCAGAACAAGACAGAGUGGUAUUAAAGAGAGUUCUGCUAGCCUAUGCCCGAUGGAACAAGUCUGUUGGGUAUUGCCAAGGCUUUAACAUCCUGGCUGCGCUUAUCUUAGAAGUGAUGGAAGGCAAUGAAGGAGAUGCACUGAAAAUCAUGAUUUACCUCAUUGAUAAGGUACUUCCAGAAAGCUACUUUGUUAAUAAUCUUCGGGCAUUAUCUGUGGAUAUGGCAGUCUUCAGAGAUCUCUUGAGAAUGAAACUUCCUGAAUUAUCUCAGCACCUGGAUACUCUUCAGAGAGCUUCAAACAGGGAAGGAGGAGGUGGAUAUGAGCCCCCACUUACAAAUGUCUUCACCAUGCAGUGGUUCCUGACCCUCUUUGCUACCUGCCUCCCUAAUCAUACAGUUUUAAAGAUAUGGGAUUCUGUCUUCUUUGAAGGUUCUGAAAUCAUACUGAGGGUAUCCCUGGCAAUCUGGGCAAAAUUAGGAGAACAGAUAGAAUGUUGUGAAACAGCUGAUGAAUUCUACAGUACCAUGGGAAGAUUGACUCAGGAGAUGCUGGAGGACAAUCUAAUUGAAAGCAAUGAACUCAUGCAGACUGUUUAUUCCAUGGCCCAGUUCCCUUUCCCUCAAUUGGCAGAGCUAAGGGAGAAAUAUACCUACAACAUCACUCCGUUCCCAGCCACAGUCAAACCCACUUCGGUUUCUGGACGGCUUGGCAAGAACAGAGACAGUGAUGAAGAGAAUGACCUAGAUGACGAGGAUGCUAUUGUCAAUGCAGUUGGAUGUCUUGGACCUUUCAGUGGAUUCCUGGCCCCAGAACUACAGAAGUAUCAAAAGCAAGUUAAAGAUCCAAGUGGAGAACAGAGUCAUGGCUCUAAUAACAUUGCUGAGCUAAGCCCUGGAGCAAUCGAUUCUUGUCGCAGUGAGUACCAUGCUGCCUUUAACAGCAUGAUGAUGGAGCGCAUGACAACAGACAUCAAUGCCCUGAAGCGGCAAUAUUCCCGAAUUAAAAAGAAGCAGCAGCAGCAGGUUCACCAGGUGUACAUCAGGGCAGGCUCCAAAGAAGAAAAAGAUCUUGGGGUCUUGUUAAAUUCCAAGGACCACCCGACCAAUGAUAAAGGGCUAGUGACCAGUCUCCUCCCAUCUCAGGUAAAUCAUUCUCCAGUUAUAAAUCACCUUCUUUUGGGAAAGAAACUGAAAACGACUAACAGAGCUGCCAAAAAUGCGGUCAUCCAUAUUCCUGGUCACACAGGAGACAAAUUGUCUCCCAUUCCCCAUGAAGACCUUAAGACCAAACUCAACUCUCCUUGGCGUACCCACAUCCGUGUUCAUAGGAAGAACGUAAGUAGGACCAAGAGCCAGCUGGGCUGUGGGGACACUAUCGGGCUGAUUGAAGAGCAGAAUGAAGGCUGUAAGACCACCGGCCUGGGAGCAGCAGAGAAUAUGCCCCCCACCAGCGUAGAGAAGGCUGGGAAAGAUGGCGGCAGCUCUGAAGACAGCACGAGUAGGACAGUUGAGGGACAGUCUCCUGAGCCUGUGUUUAGAGAUGCCAAUGCAAAUGUGGCAGAGGUCCAGCUGAAGCUAGAAUCUUUGGAGCUGAAUGAAGGGAGUGCUGCCGAAACACAACCCAGAGCUAACCAGACCUGCCCCCAGCAUGGACCCGAGCCAUCAAUCCCUGUCAAGCCUCCCCAAGCCAGCUAUCCAAAAGCACCCGUCUUUAGCCCCUUCCCUAGUGUCAAGCCACUUCGGAAAUCAACCGCGGCCAGGAAUUUGGGAUUAUAUGGCCCAACAGAAAGAACCCCAACUGUCCACUUCCCCCAGAUGAGCAGAAGCUUCAGCAAAUCGUCCAGUGGUAACAGCAGUACUAAAAAGCGAUGACAUCCUAUUGGCGCUGUACGGUCUGGGCCAUUCCUUUUUUUUGAUAGUGCUGUGGGUGUUCAGUCUCACAAUCUGCAAAAGAAUUUUUAUUUUCCAGGUCAAAAAAAAAAAGCAAAGGGUUGGGCAGAGAAGAGUGCAAAAACCAGCGUUAUGAGAAUUGUAAUUCUCCCAACAGGAGUUAGAAAGGAGAGUUGCAGUGUGGGACAGAGAGUGACCAUGUCCAUAUAGGAAACAAAGGGAGUAAAGAAGAUUUUGUGGAACAGUAGACUUGUGUGGUUUUGAUGUGAAGGAUGUUUCUACUUUUUCAUUGUGAGCUGUUUAGAAAGGCUUAUCUUUCUCCAGACUGUUAACCCUUGUUCCUUCCUCCUAUGUUGUGGGCCUCUAGGGUCCCAGUGACCACUCUCCAAACUUCCAGUUUGUAUAUUUUAUCAGCAUUCACACAGGUACACAUUUGCUUGCUGUGACAAGAACUGUGGAAUAUAAGAUUUCUUAUCAGUUUCACCAGCUUCCUUCUUCCCCGUGUGUAUAUGUGUGUGUAUGUGUGUGUGUGUGUGUGUGUGUGUAUACAUAUUUGCAUAUGAAGGCAUGUUUUCCCUGUGAUGAUUUCUUGUAGCUAGUGUCAAAUUUUCAUUUUAUCCUCAUGCCAAAAGGCCUGGGUGGAAAUCUAGAAAGCCUUUCUAUAACUUUGUAAUUUUGCCUAGUUACCUACUGAAUGCAAAACAGUUUCAUUUGUGGACCCCAUGUCUGGCUUACAAUUAUACUCGUAACUCCUGAUCCACAGAACGUGGUUGGGUUGUGCAUUAAUAGCACUUGGUGUGUGUGCUUUCUUCCCAUUGAACAAUUCCCAAGUUGCUAAAUUUGAUUCAUUUUAAAUUUCUUUCACCUCACGGAUGUACUCCAGUUGUCACUGGUAUUCAUGACUCAAUAGUUGGUGAUUUAGUUUGUUAAGACAUUCUCAGUGUGCUACAAGCGUGCACAGAUACCGUGAUGGCUCUUGCACUCAAGGGGUGUUCAUCUUCAAAAGCUAAGACAAAUGUAGCUACAAAUACACUGGUUACUUGAAACCUGGGCUCUUGUGGAGAGAGCACUUUGUCACCAGAAUAUGGCUUUGUUUCAGAGGAGGGCGACUAUGUUCUCAAUCUUUGCCUUGUUCAUUCAUCACCAGGGCAGAGCCCUCUGUAAGCAAGAAUACAGCCGCUAUCUCCACUUUACAGAUGGAAAGUGAGCCGCUCAUACACGCCAGUGAGUCAAGAUAAACAUCCCCUGGUGAUCAUUUUGACUUAGACCUGUCUCCUUCAAUUGAUAAGCAGGUACACUGGUCACAACAAUGUCAUCACUGACACUGAAAAGCCAUUUGCCAGGACUGUGUAAGUGACCCCAAGACCUGUGGGGUAGGUUUUUUUCUGCCAAAUGGGACAGAGUCCUGCCAUGGAGUGCCAGGGAACCAACUCAAAUUUUCUGAGCCUUACAAGGGAGCUUAUUCUUCAUGCAGCUGUCUUUUGGCAAAACAGGAGGUCCAUUUCUCCUGCAAUCUCUCAAAGGAAACAGAUUGAGCCUCUUUCAGCUUAGUCUGCAAAAAGCAGGCGGAGACGCUUUUAGAAUUGCAAGAAGCAUGAAUUCUAUUGCACUUGGGUUGCUGAUGCUGAAACUAAAUUUUUAUAAUGAUCUUUUUAGGAUGAAAAGGAUGUGAUUUGUGUGGGGGUAAAGGGAAGAUUAAAAAUGAUGCAUACAGUGAAGGAAAGAGAGCAUUAUUAUUUUAUCUUCCCUUUUCUCCCCCUCCCCCAAGAACUAAAAAUCGAAAAAAUAUGACAAAUAAUUCAUGGCAGCUUUUAUCUUGAGUUUCAUGACCUCCAAAGGCAACUUCUCAGGAAAAGGAGAGAGUGGAGGCCUACUUGAGAUGUCUCCCACCCCCACCCCCAAAGAGACCACUUUUUCCGAAGUGAGAUUGGAGUUUUUCUUCCAUCAGUUAGAUUCUAAGGAUAAAAAUAGCACCACCUAAAGUCUAUUUCAUCCUCCAGUCUCUCCCCACUCACCUAAGUGACUCAUAACCCUCAUUUACUCACUGCAACUUUAACUAUCUCUGGCUCCAUUUCAGAAUGUAUCUCAAUCCUUUCUUCUUUGGGUUGAAUUCAUGACCAGCCCAAGACAAAGAACAGAGGUUCUGAAUCUGGGGCCUGUAAAUUUGUUUUUUUUUUUUUUAAAUUGAUUAACUCUAUUUCAAUAUAAUUGCUUUCCUUCGUAUGUUAUUUUAUGCUUUUAAAAAUGUGAUUCUGAAAGGGGAUUCAUAAGCUUCACAAGAUUUGCCAAAGAGGUCCAUGACACAAAGAAGGUUAAAAACUGACAUAGAAGGAGAAAAGGCAGUGAGGCAUCUCUUUUCCUUAAGGAUUGGAGCUAGUCUACUGAAAUCUGAAUCCUAGUCUCAGUUCAUUGGUCCUCUAAGGACUUCUUCUGAUCCUUUCCAGGGAUUGAUAUGCUUAGUUCUUAAGAGGGAAGUCCACCAUUUCAGUACCUCAUUCACUGUAACAAUUCCUCUGAAUCAAGACGACCCAGACUUUAAAAAAAUUCUGUUCCAGGUAUUAAAAAAAAAAUUAGAGUUGACAGAUUCUUUUUAAAGAAGACUUUUGUACCAGCCAAACUCUCAUUCAACUCAACAAACAUUUAUUAAGAGCGAGGCAGUGUGAAAAGACUGGCCUAAAACAUUCUGUAUUCCAGGUAAUUACAACUAUGAAUCAAUUAGAUUAGGCCCCCUUUCCUGCUUUAUAGACUAAAACAAGCCUGUGUAGAAUUAUACUGUAUGUAGAAAGACUUAUUCUAGUCACUGUCACCCUUUUACACAUUGGGAUUGGUAUGCAGCCAGCAGAAGUAAUUAAAGGUCUCUUUAUUUCCAGCUUUAUUGAUACUGUAUUCUCAAGCAUUUCCCUUGGGAGUUGAUUCAUUUAGAUGUUUUUGCACCUCCUUUUCCCUCUUAUGUCAAUCUUUGAAAUACCUGAAUCUAAUUGUGCAUGUUUACAACAUUAUAUUGCUUCCGACCUUCACCCCCUUUCUGUGGAAAGCUAUAUGGAUCACAAAAGUGUAUACAAGGUACUUCUCACCAUGGCAUGUUGAUGGAUGCCCUUUCAUAACUCCAAGCAGACGUAGAACAGCUCAUGUCCCUUCCACCCAUUCACCCAGACUCAGAAAGCAUUGUAAGAUGCAGCUACUAUAAAGCAUGGAUGAACACAGGUUUGCCCAUUGUCUUGUCAAUGAUGGAUUCUGAUGGCAGCUUAAAGCACUUUUUAACUCGGGGAACAGAGUUGGGAGGUGAUCUUUAAGAGACAGGAUUUUAGCUCCAAUUUAGCCCCAAUUGGGAUGGUGAUGUUGUAAGAAUCUCAGUGAAGGAGGAGUAUCUGAACUGAACACAAUUUGGAGUUGUGGGACCAAGAGGAGCAUGAUGAUUGGACUUUUCCUUCUGGGGUGUGUGUGUGUGUGUGUGUGUGUGUGUGUGUGUGUGUGUGUGUGUGAUUAAGAAGCUCAUUUUGAAAGUUUAUAUUAUAUCGGAUGCCUUCUGCAUGGCAAGUAGUCCGGAUGAAAGUUGGAAUUGGCAGGUGGGUGAAUGGAAAGGAUGGAGGAGGGCAUUUAUAAGCAUAAAGAUACAUUGAAUGUCACUUUAAAAAUGAUCUGAUGUUUUCAUAGUAUACAGUCCACCUAUUUUGAAGUCUGUGCUUUUUACUGUGCAUCUCACUGGGAUAUUUUGUGACUGAUAUUUUCUUGUCUUUUGUCAGGCCUUUGUGGAAAAACCAAAACAAUUUUUUUCCUGUUUAAAUACUUAAAGAAUGAUUAUGAUUAAUAAAACUGUGAAUUUUG